Daldinia childiae is the source of this 1410-nucleotide messenger RNA. RefSeq names its product NAD(+) kinase. The transcript has a single exon. Gene Ontology annotation, molecular function: NAD+ kinase activity. The record is from RefSeq and is a predicted model, not a curated record. Gene Ontology annotation, biological process: NADP+ biosynthetic process; NAD+ metabolic process. Lineage: Eukaryota; Fungi; Ascomycota; Sordariomycetes; Xylariales; Hypoxylaceae. The coding region runs from base 1 to 1410 and encodes 469 amino acids.
AUGUUGUCCGCCCACUCAGCGGUCGAUAAACGACCUGGCAAUCCUUCUUCCUCUCAACAACUCUCCGACGCUCUAUCCGAGCUUGCCGCCCGAAAUAUAACUCCGACCACCGCAUUCCCCUCCUUACAGUCACCAUGCUUCUACCACAACCGAUUUGAUGACGCAGUCGAUAUUGAUAAGGUCCUCGAAGAAAUCAAAAACGACGAGUGGAUGUCUCAUUCCAGAUUAGUGCAGACCGCCACUGGCGUUCGUGAGGUGUCGAAGCAGCUGCAGCGCCGACCUAUCCGCCGAGCUGUCCGCAGUGUCAUGAUCGUCACCAAAGCCCGCGAUAAUGAAUUGGUGUAUCUGACUAGAGAACUCACCAUGUGGCUAUUAAGAACUCCCCGAUACGGCUCAGAUAUAGGAGUCAACGUCUACGUUGAUGCGAAACUACGCAACUCAAAGCGUUUCGGUGCCUCUAGCAUUGUAGACGAAGAUCCUCGCUUUGAGUCUAUGCUUCGAUACUGGUCUCCGGACCUUUGCUGGAGUAGCCCGGAGAAGUUUGAUCUUGUUUUGACUCUUGGAGGUGACGGUACUGUACUGUUUACCUCCUGGCUCUUCCAAAGAGUUGUUCCUCCCGUCUUGUCGUUCAGUCUGGGGAGUCUCGGCUUCUUAACAAGCUUUGAAUUUGAGAAGUAUAAGCAGCAUCUCAACAAAGUUAUGGGUGACGAUGGUAUGCGUGUCAACCUUCGUAUGCGAUUCACGUGUACUGUCUUCCGUAAUGGUACCUCGGGGGGUCCGGAUAUGGAAGAGGGUGAGCAGUUUGAAGUUCUUAACGAGCUUGUCAUCGACCGCGGCCCAUCCCCUUACGUCUCCAACCUUGAGCUAUACGGUGACAACGAACUCUUAACCGUUGUCCAGGCGGAUGGGUGCAUCUUCUCCACGCCAACCGGAUCGACUGCAUACUCCCUUUCCGCGGGUGGCUCUCUGGUCAGCCCUGACCUUCCUGCCAUUCUUCUUACUCCUAUUUGCCCGCACACAUUAUCUUUCCGACCGAUGGUGCUUAGUGACACGAUGCUACUUCGUGUUUCUAUCCCGCGGAAUUCCCGCGCUACGGCGUACUGUGCGUUUGAUGGAAAAGGCAGGGUAGAAUUAAAGCAGGGCGACUGUGUGACGAUCACGGCUUCUCAGUACCCCUUCCCCACCGUGAUGCGUACCGGAACGGAAUGGUUUGAUAGCGUUUCUCGCACGCUUCAAUGGAACACGCGAGCUGCCACCCAGAAAGGCUUCGAGAGCAAAAUUGGCGGCUCCGUCAAUGAAGACGACGAGCCGGAAUGGGAUAUCGAUACCGACUCUGCAUACUAUGCAAGUGAGGAUGGUAGCACCAGCGCGAGUCCUUUACGACGACAGAUGAGCCUUCUGGGCAUGUAG